AUGGCUAAUCGUUUAGUCGGUCUUCGUAGUCAACUUGGACGUUGUUUUAGUACAAAUGGUAGCCUCUUUCAAGCAACAACACAAAAAUCACAUUUAUCAACAUCAUCAUCGGAAUCAACAUCAAAAUUGGUUACUCCACCAAUCUCUGUAUUCGGUAUAGAAGGUCGUUAUGCAUCAGCAUUAUUUUCUGCAGCAUCAAAACAAAAUAAACUUGAUCAAAUCGAUGCUGAUUUUCAAAAAUUAGAUCGUCUUUUAACACAAAGUAAAAUCAUCGGCGAUUUUUUUCGUAAUCCAGGUGUAACACGUGAACAACGUAUGGCUUUAAUUAAAGAAUUAAGUUUAUCGGAUAUGACACAAAUUACAUUAGAAACACUUAUUGAUAAUCGACGAGAAAAAAAAUUAACAAAAUUUGUUUCAGUUAUGAAUCGUUUAAUGUCUGCUAAUCGAGGAGAACUAUUAUGUCGUGUUAUAACAGCUAAACCAUUAGAUGGAAAAUUACGUAGUGAACUUGAUUCGGUAUUAAAACAAUUUAGUAAAAAAGAUGAAAAACUUAGUGUUGAAGCAAAUGUUGAUCCAUCAAUUAUGGGUGGAAUGAUUGUAGAAAUUGGUGAUCGAUAUAUUGAUAUGAGUAUUGCAAGCAAAAUUAAAGCUUAUACUGAAAUUUUGACAAGCAAUGUCUAA
Molecule: messenger RNA, 681 nt
Organism: Rotaria sp. Silwood2
Lineage: Eukaryota; Metazoa; Rotifera; Eurotatoria; Philodinida; Philodinidae
Source: the annotation of a GenBank genome assembly